Molecule: messenger RNA, 3184 nt
Organism: Spirodela intermedia
Lineage: Eukaryota; Viridiplantae; Streptophyta; Magnoliopsida; Alismatales; Araceae
Source: the annotation of a GenBank genome assembly
AUGGAGGCGGCCUCGGGCGGGAGCGACGUGGAAUUGCUCUGUAAGACUCUGCAAGUCGAGCACAAGCUGUUCUACUUCGAUCUGAAGGAGAACCCCCGGGGAAAGUACCUGAAGAUCUCGGAGAAGACGUCGGCCACUCGGUCCACCAUCAUCGUCCCGGACAACGGGAUCGUCUGGUUCCACGAGAUUUUCAACUACUACGUCAACACCGUCGAGCAGGAAGCCGUCAGCAAGGAGCUCCAGCUCGACACCAAGGUACCACUCCCGCACUUCUCAUUCCUCUUCUUCUCCAUUGUAUUGUGGAUGCGAUGUUCCCUUUCCUCUGCGCAGGUGUUCUACUUCGACGUCGGGGCGAACAAAAGGGGGCGCUUCUUGAAGGUACUGCGAGCACGCCCUCUGUCGUUGUUGCUUCAUCGAUUCUUCCAACCUGGUAGAGCUGAUGAUUUAUUGGGGCCUUGCAUCAGACUCCCUGGAACAAAUCAGCUAAAAAAAUUCCUUUCUAAUUAUUUCUUCCGUUUAUUGCUAUGGAUAUGCGCACUGUGUUUGCUGCCAUUUGAAAGGAUCAAUUAAGGACCAAAUUGGGCAUCUCUACCUGUGCAAAAGUCAACCGUUCUGCCGAUUAACACACUUGUUUCUGACUUGACUGUGGCCGAGUGGUAUGGAUAGGACUCUAUAUUUUUGCAUUGAUUAAUAUUUCACGGAAUUCCUACUCGAUGGUGUCAAUGAGGUGCCUCAACAUGGCACAGUUGAUGUGAAUCUAAUUUUCUAUCCUGAGUCGUCUGAUCUCCUUCUUUGACCGUCUUGUGGGUUGUACGAUUGCUGAUAAGUAGACAGGUUUGCUUUGUUAUUCGAUGUGUGGCAGUCGGUAAUAAAGAUUCUGUGGAUAUUCUUUUUUUAUUUUAGGAUAAAAAAGAGAUUGUUGCCUAAAAUCAUGAAACAAGGGUUUUUUUUUCUGAUUCGAUGAGUUUUCAGGGGGAAAAAACGAAAGCACCGGUGAUAAUAUUUCAUGAAUUUAUUAAUGCUCUUUGAUGAGAAAAAUAUUUCUUAUAGUAGAGAACCCAGAUAAACCCUACUUGCUGUGAUUAGAGCUAAGGACCUAUGUGUGUAUACAUUCCUCACCCGUGAAAAAAUGGAUCUGAUUUUUUUAAAAUUAUCCAUCCUUUUUUUUCUGAUAAUAAUAGCUUGAUCUCCUCAUCUGUGACGAAUUGAAUUUCGGUUUUUUAAAAUUCUUAUUCCUUAUUUUUUCGAAUAAUAAGAUGCUGACAAGCCUCCUCACCUGAGACAUUUUGGAUCUGUGUUCUAUUAAAUAUUUAUUCCGUUUUUCAUCUACUAAUAGCAUGCUGGAACCCCACCUGGCCUGAGGCAUUUUAGGAUCUGUGCCGGAAAUCCUGCUGCGACAAAUUUAUGAAAUUCUUAUUCCUUUUUUUUCUAAUAAGAUGUUCUUGAAACCCCCCCCCCCCCCCCUCUGGUGAGGCAAAUUGAAUUCCGGAUUUUGUAAAUGAUUUAUCUUUAUAAUAAUAUCAGUGCUAGUUCUUUGCCACAAAAGCGUUUUGAAUGACCCCUUAGCAUUAAUUUCAUUCUGUCAUUAGCUGCCUAAAUUGAAGCGCUUUCUGGUCAGCUUGGAAGAUUUACUCUGGAGCUGUAAUAGUUGAUAUAAUAAUUAUUGGGUUGCCCAAUCUCAGUAUGGGAUGGUUCUAACUGAAUCCAAAGAAGAAUAUCUUUGGAUACAUAAUGUGGCAAUUUCCAUUUGUAAAAAGAGCAAAGGCGUAUUGGAUUUGCUCGUAAAUCUGAAUAUGCUUAUUUUAUUAUUAUUAAUUCAAUUGUCGGUAAUGAUCUCUGCACUCAAUCGCUGACCUUGGCUUCAUCACUACAAAUCUAUGUAUAUAAACAUAUAUGUGCGUACAUAUAUAUACAUAUAUACGAGCAUAUCUAUUAUAGUGUCCUCGGAUUUGAGCUGGUUACUCUUCUGUCAUGUUCUUUGGAGUAAAAAAAAUGUUCCCGCCGCAAUCUUGUGGUCUGAUUCGAUGAUGCACGGUCUUCCCUGUAUCAUCUGUGUACACAUAAUCCAAUCCAUGGAUUCCUCCCCGUUUUUGGAUCUAAACGAAGAACACGACUACCCAAUUCAUGUUUUAUUCUCAGAUUUCAAGGCCCUGCAUAAAUUAGCAAACUUUCUUUUCUCGGGCAUAAGCAAUUUCUGUCUCCAUCCUCCACGAAUGUCGCAUUGCUUUUGGGUAGCUCUUGCUCGAGUUCUUCAUUAAUUAGUCAGGCAUGGAUUAGCUUAAUAGGCAGUUGUUGGCGUAUAAUCUGGUCGUCAAUCUUGGUUUUGGUGAGCCAAAAUAGAGGGGAAGACUAUGAAUUUAAUAGCACAUAUUCUACUUAGAACAGUGAUUAAGAUAUCCAGUGCUCUCACUUGGGCCGAUCCCCACUGCAGAUUUCAGAGGCAUCUGCAAACAGAAACCGCAGCACGAUCAUUGUCCCCGGAGGCAGUGCCCAGGGUGAAGAUGGCUGGGUCUCCUUCAAGGACAUCCUGGCCCAAAUCAUCUUAUCCCAUCAGGUAAUGGAAUAUUAAGCUGCUGAUCGUCUGAUACGAUGGGGGGCCUGCAGGAUCACCACUUUCCUAUCUUAUUCGAUCAUACAGCAGGGCUCAGAGGCCCCCGAUCGCCUCCUUGGGCUUUCUGACGACGUGGGUGCCGGCUUCAUCGCCCAGUCGGCCCCCAGGCCUGAGCUGGAUAUCGAGCGAUCCGCCGACCACACCCCCCACGACGAGAUCGGCGGUGGUGGUGGUGGUGGCGGUGGCGUUGGUGGUGGCGGUGGCGGUGGUGGCGGCCUUGGGGUCUCCAAGGUGAUCAGAGCUGACCAGAAGAGGUUCUUCUUCGACCUGGGGAGCAACAACCGGGGCCAUUUCUUGAAGAUAUCCGAGGUCCCUUGGUCUUCGAAAAACCAAUCUCAAACCCUCGGAGUUCCUGUUUUUUCUUUUUUGUUGCCCAGUUGGGUAAUUAAUCUUCCUGGUGGAUGGCUACUGCAGGUAGCCGGCGCUGAUCGCUCCUCGAUCAUUCUCCCCUUAUCGGCGCUGGCCCAGUUCCAUGAGAUGAUCGGCCACUUUGUGGAGAUGACCAAGGACCGGCUAGAAGUAGGGCCGGCGGUGGGCUCCAAUGUCCGGGCCGAGGAACCGGGGCCAAGAUGA